This is a messenger RNA of Pseudomassariella vexata, 768 nucleotides long. RefSeq lists its product as uncharacterized. The transcript has 4 exons. The record is from RefSeq and is a predicted model, not a curated record. Bases 1 to 768 code for a protein of 255 amino acids. Lineage: Eukaryota; Fungi; Ascomycota; Sordariomycetes; Amphisphaeriales; Pseudomassariaceae.
AUGGUCAUUGUGCUAGACCGUGAUAUCGUUUCUCAAGCGUACUACCCUUCUAUAACGUUCCUACAGAACACUGAAUGGUUGUCGCAAGCCAUCCUAGACCUCAACGACAAACCGAAGUGCUUCAUUGGCUGGAUGGACGAAGAUAACGCUGCCUGCAGUGAGGUCAUACCAGGAGAGUGGUGUAACUGUGGAAGCAACUGGGGCACCACCAUCGAGAUAGUCCAGUGUGGACAUACAACGUACCGAGCAUUGAGUCUUUACGCAAGUCAGUACACGGUCUGUGUCCAGCCCACAACCACAAUUCUCACUCAGGCAUUCUUCUCGUAUGAUUCGUAUAAAGCAAAAACCGACUCAUUUAUUACCCUCUUGUCAAGUAUCUGGCUAGCGAUUUACGAUACAACUUUGACGCUUGAAGAAGCUCUUGAGGGUGGCUACUCUCGCCUGAACCUCAUCAAUGCCUACGCCAUGACGUCUGUCAACCUCGUACUGAACUACAGGCAGGCUCCCGGAAAGGCCCCAGCCUAUGAUUACUACGAAUUCACCAUCUCUUCUGUCCCGGCAAACGACCUCACGUGCGAUGCCAGUGGAAAUUUUUAUGGCGACUGUCACAUUUCGCUCAUACUUCAAUUUUCCACUUUUGAGCGGCAGAUCUCUAGGCUCCGAUAUGAGAUGAGUUGGACAGAUGUUGCUGCUGCUGCGGCAUCUUGGCUGUCUCUCUUCCAAAUCGUCAGCUGGAUCUUAUCCGGUUCGGCAUUGCAAUUCAAAUGA